This is a messenger RNA of Plodia interpunctella (Indianmeal moth), 2627 nucleotides long. RefSeq lists its product as uncharacterized. The record is from RefSeq and is a predicted model, not a curated record. Bases 96 to 1688 code for a protein of 530 amino acids. The transcript is spliced from 12 exons. Lineage: Eukaryota; Metazoa; Arthropoda; Insecta; Lepidoptera; Pyralidae.
UAUUUAUUUGUUAUGUUGCCAAGUAACGUCAAUUUCUGAGUAGCACAUUAAUAACGAAUAGUGUUUUUUAUUAUUUCCCUUUUUCUUAAUCUACAAUGCCUAAAGUACAGCCCACCCCAAAUCCCCAUGUAGGGAUCAAAUAUCACAGAGUAGAUAAAGGCAGUGACCCAGGCUGUUACCAACUGCACAAGCCUUACGACUGUCGUUGGAAAUUCCCAAUAACAAAACGACCAAUACACAAAUGCGAGCACCCAAAUUGGGAGUAUUCCAUGGUACCCCAGAUGGGAGGUUGGAGAAAAAUUAUAAUACCAAGGAAACAAACUAACUACUACCCCGCUGUGAUGCAUAAAUCGGACUAUGAACGCCUUCAGCAGCAAGCCAGGAUCGUGUCUCAAGACGAACAGCUUCAAGCCAUGCACGAUCAAGAGGAGGCCAUUCAGAAAGCUGCCAAGGAAUCAGAAGCUCGAAAGCAGAAAUUGAAGGCCAGUCUGUUGCCGCAGCCAGGGGCAGAGACGGCCGGCGGGACUGCCGACCCUGAAUUGGAAGGACCAGACCAGGCGGCUCACACGCUGUCCAGAGCUGAAAUGAUACGAGCCGAUAACAUGCAAGGACCUCGCCUCUGCAACCGAAUCAUCCUAGCAUCGAAGUGCCACGCCAUCCGCGACGCGCAGAUCAACGAGAAAGAAUUGAUCAAGAAGGAAUUGGAUGAAGAAGAACGACGAUUAGAUGCAAUAAUGGAAGAAAACCGUCAAGCAGCGGUGGUGAGAGCUGAGAAUGAGGAGGAGAGGCGACACCAACUCCGGCUACAGAAUCUAUCUGCAUUGAAGGAGCAGAUCAAGUCUCAUGAGACUGCCAAGAUAAUGGAAGCUGAGCGCAUUGAAGAAGAGAGCAUCCGCGUAAACCAGGCGAACAUAGCCAUGCAGAUAGAUGAGGCGAAACAACUGAGGGAGAAACACGGCAGGCAGGCUAAACUGAAAGAGGUAUUGGAUCAAGGCAACGCCGAGCUGCUCUACUACAAGCAGCUUCAGAAUGAGGAAGAGCGCAUCAUGGACCUCCGCAUAUCCAACUUCAUCAAACAGAAACACGAGAGGGAGGCGAGGAACAAGGCAGAAGCUGACGCCAUCAAAGCAGCCAAGCAGAAGGGCAUUGACCAUAUCGCUAAAGCCCAAAAGGCCGAGCAAGAGCUGAAAGAAGAGUUAGAGAGGAUCCGUAACCUGAAAAUCCAGGAGGACGUGGAGAGGGAGUACCGUCGUAGGGAGAGAGAAGCCGCUAUCAAGAGAAACAAGGAGAUGAAGCAAUUGCAUGAAGCUAGAGUGCAGCAGAUCACAGACAUCCAUCGCAUGAUUGCGCGGGAGAUUGCCAAAGACGAGCAGAGUUUCAAUAACGCCGCAAGGCAGAAUGAAGAGUUCAUCGCUAAGGAGAAAGCGUUGGACGACAAACGCAAAGCCCGCAUCGAGAAGCAUCGCCAGGAGAUCAUGAAACAGAUCAAUGACAAGGAGCGCGCCAGGGCUGAACUACGAGAGAAGAUACACAAUGAGGGUGUGGCCUUGCGCAUGGAGCUGGAACAGCAGGACAAGUAUGAGAGGAAGGUUAUCAAACAGAAGGUGGCAGCAAUGAGACAACAAAAGGUUGCAGAGAAAUACGUGAAAGAAGUCGAACAGACACUCGGAAAACACGGAUAUGCUUAAUCUAUCACUGCAACGGAAUUUAUUAAUAUUUUAUUUUUGUAUCUAUAGUUCAAUUUAUAUACAUUUCUUCUACGUCUAAAAUCUGUUGUGAAGAUCCAUCGUUAGUAUUUUUACACUCUUAUAAUAUUAACAUUGAGCUAUACUAUAAUAUGUUUUAAUAUCUUUUUUUUAGCAUCUGUCUUUCUUAUCGACUGUGUUAUUUGCAACACAUCUGUGUCUGUAAAACCCCAAAACGAAAAGAUAAACCGAAAUCCUCAAUAAAGAAUUCGUGAAAAGUUGUCGAGAAUACCAUUUUAUCAUUAACACGAUGACACAAACAUGGCAGCACGUUUCUGUUCCCGUUGAAUUAAACCGUUGAAUAGUUGGUUCAGAGCGCUUAGUGCCAGUUACACAAAACAUAAUAUAGUAAAACGUUUUCGCAUUCGAUCGAUUUAUAUAUGUACACGUACAGUCUGUCCGAGUAGAAGACUGAUUUUAACGAACUACAUAUUUUUGCAAUUACAAUACCAAAUAGUAUGGUCAAGAUUGGUUGAUAAAAAUCAGUGUUGCCAGCCAAGAGGACACAGCACCCGCGAUGAUUUUCUACUGUUUGUAACAUAAUUGGUACGAAAUUUUUGUAAUAUCUUCGCUCAUGGAUAAUCUUUUAGAAUGUUUUUCAUUUCAUUAUUAUUAUUUUCAAAAUCUUAUACUGCGAUACACGCAUAUUCGUAUAAGAUUUGUAAGUUCACAAAUAAUAAUAUAGCCUAUUGAAAGUAUAAUACCGUACCUCUACAAUCUGUGGUUUGGCUUAGUAGAUUGCUAUUGCUAGAGUUAGUUUACUCUGUGAUUUUGUCUAUUUUUUGCGGAUAUGAGCUUAAGUAUGCUCUGGCGUGGGAAUGCACUAUAAUUUAUCUAUAUCAUCAAUUUGAUAUUAAUUUAAUUUAUAAUAAAGGAGUGAUA